Molecule: messenger RNA, 4374 nt
Organism: Eptesicus fuscus (big brown bat)
Lineage: Eukaryota; Metazoa; Chordata; Mammalia; Chiroptera; Vespertilionidae
Gene: EDEM3
Product: ER degradation enhancing alpha-mannosidase like protein 3
Exons: 20
Coding region: 426-3197 (923 amino acids)
Biological process (GO): mannose trimming involved in glycoprotein ERAD pathway; endoplasmic reticulum mannose trimming; carbohydrate metabolic process
Cellular component (GO): membrane; endoplasmic reticulum
Molecular function (GO): mannosyl-oligosaccharide 1,2-alpha-mannosidase activity; calcium ion binding
Source: RefSeq, a predicted model, not a curated record
UUCACUGGUCGGAGGCGGGCCCAAGAGCUAGAUCCCGCCUUUUGUCCACGUCUCACUUCUCCGGGCCAAUGCUGUCUCCUAUCCUCGGAGCCCGUCCCUCUCCGAUCCGGUCCCCAUUGGUCCUGGGGCUCUACGUCUGGAGCCCUACCCGGAAGUAGCGCCGGGGGAGGUGGUUUCCUAGACUACGACACCGGAAAGCUGGGGGAGGCGCUCAGGCUGCCGAGGGCGGAGGCCGGUGGCAGCGGUGGCAGCGCUGGCGCUGGAGACCGGCCCGGUGGCUUCGCGAAACAGCUCGGCGACGGCGGCCGCUCGCUUGACUCCGCAUCCCGCCCUCGGCACGGCUCGCAGCCCCCUCGCCACGCGCGUCCGGCAAUGUGUCCCACGGCCCGGGCGUAGCCGCUGCGCGUGCGCGGAACCGCGGGGCCAUGAGCGAAGCCGGAGGCGGCCGGGGCUGUGGGUCCCCGGCCCCCCAGCGAGCGCCCUGGAGCCUGGUGGCGACGGCGGCCGCGCUCUGCCUGGUGACGGCCACGUCCGUGUGGACGGCGGGGGCCGCGCCCAUGACUAGGGAGGAGAAACAGAGGCUCGGGAAUCAAGUACUGGAAAUGUUUGAUCAUGCUUAUGGCAACUAUAUGGAUCAUGCUUACCCAGCUGAUGAACUCAUGCCUUUAACCUGCAGAGGUCGAAUUAGAGGCGAGGAGCCAAGUCGGGGUGAUGUUGACGAUGCCUUGGGAAAAUUUUCCCUGACACUGAUUGAUUCUUUGGACACUCUUGUGGUAUUAAAUAAAACUAAAGAAUUUGAAGAUGCAGUGAAAAAAGUUUUAAGAGAUGUUAAUUUAGAUAAUGAUGUAGUUGUAUCAGUCUUUGAAACAAACAUCAGAGUUCUUGGGGGUCUUCUGGGUGGACACUCAUUGGCAAUCAUGCUGAAAGAAAAGGGCGAGUACAUGCAAUGGUACAAUGAUGAACUUCUGCAAAUGGCAAAGCAAUUGGGUUACAAGCUUUUACCAGCUUUUAAUACUACCAGUGGCCUUCCUUAUCCAAGAAUUAAUUUAAAGUUUGGUAUCAGAAAACCAGAAGCUCGGACAGGAACUGAGACCGAUACCUGUACAGCAUGUGCAGGUACCUUGAUCCUUGAGUUUGCUGCUUUAAGUCGAUUCACAGGAGCAACAAUAUUUGAGGAAUAUGCAAGAAAAGCUCUUGAUUUUCUCUGGGAAAAAAGACAGCGAAGUAGUAAUUUAGUAGGUGUGACCAUAAACAUCCAUACAGGAGAUUGGGUGCGAAAAGAUAGUGGAGUUGGAGCUGGCAUUGAUUCCUAUUAUGAAUAUCUGUUGAAAGCUUAUGUCUUGCUUGGAGAUGACAGUUUUCUGGAAAGAUUUAAUACACACUAUGAUGCCAUCAUGCGGUACAUCAGCCAGCCCCCUCUGCUACUCGAUGUGCAUAUCCAUAAGCCAAUGCUGAAUGCUCGGACUUGGAUGGAUGCUUUGCUUGCCUUUUUUCCAGGUCUGCAGGUCUUAAAAGGAGAUAUUAGACCUGCUAUUGAAACUCAUGAAAUGUUAUAUCAAGUGAUUAAAAAACACAAUUUUCUACCAGAGGCAUUUACCACAGAUUUUAGGGUACAUUGGGCUCAACAUCCUUUAAGACCGGAAUUUGCAGAAAGUACCUACUUCUUGUAUAAAGCUACAGGAGACCCUUACUACCUUGAAGUAGGGAAAACACUUAUUGAAAACUUAAAUAAAUAUGCUCGAGUGCCUUGCGGAUUCGCUGCCAUGAAGGAUGUUCGCACUGGAAGUCACGAGGACAGAAUGGAUUCUUUCUUCUUGGCUGAAAUGUUUAAAUAUCUUUACCUGUUAUUUGCGGAUAAAGAAGAUAUUAUUUUUGACAUAGAAGAUUACAUAUUCACAACAGAAGCUCAUCUGUUACCUCUCUGGCUCUCUACUACAAAUCAAAGCAUCUCUAAGAAGAGCACAACUUCAGAAUAUAUAGAACUGGAUGACAGUAAUUUUGAUUGGACUUGUCCAAAUACUCAGAUUCUCUUCCCUAAUGAUCCAUUGUAUGCUCAGAGCAUUCGUGAACCCUUGAAAAAUGUGGUGGAUAAGAGCUGUCCUAGAGGCGUCAUCAGAGUCAGAGAGGAGAGUUUCAGGAGUGGAGCUAAACCCCCGCUGAGAGCCAGAGAUUUCAUGGCCACUAACCCUGAGCAUUUAGAAAUCUUGAAGAAGAUGGGGGUGAGUUUGAUUCACCUCAAAGAUGGGAGAGUCCAGUUGGUUCAACAUGCAAUCCAAGCUGCUAGUUCAAUUGAUGCUGAAGAUGGGUUGAGGUUUAUGCAGGAGAUGAUUGAAUUGUCAAGUCAGCAACAGAAAGAACAGCAGCUACCGCCCCGAGCUGUACAAAUUGUUUCCCACCCAUUUUUUGGCAGGGUAGUAUUGACUGCCGGACCAGCUCAGUUUGGGCUAGAUCUGUCUAAACAUAAAGAGACAAGAGGAUUUGUUGCAAGCAGUAAACCAUACAAUGGUUGUUCAGAGCUUACUAACCCCGAGGCAGUGAUGGGAAAAAUUGCUUUGCUACAAAGAGGACAGUGCAUGUUUGCAGAAAAGGCACGCAACAUCCAGAAUGCUGGAGCCAUCGGUGGCAUUGUCAUUGAUGACAAUGAGGGAAGCAGCAGUGAUACUGCCCCUCUGUUCCAGAUGGCAGGUGACGGAAAGGACACAGAUGACAUCAAGAUCCCCAUGCUGUUCCUAUUCAGUAAAGAAGGAAGUAUCAUAUUGGAUGCUAUCCGGGAAUACGAGGAGGUGGAAGUGCUCCUUUCUGACAAAGCAAAAGACCGAGAUCCUGAAACGGAAAGUGAGCCUCAGAGUGCUGAUCAGACCACAGCAGGCUCUCAGGAGGUGGAUGGAGAGUCUCCGGAGGACAGCUCUCUGAACUCUCACUCGGAAUCAUCAACUACGGACGAUGCCGCUGCAAGCGCUUCUCCCUCCCAGCAGAAAAUUGGGCUUGCAGGCUUUGAGACUGAGUGUACAUAUUUCGAUGAAGAUGAAGACCAGUCAGAAACUGAGGAAGAUUCCAAUCCCAACGUCAGCUGGGAUCAAGACGACCAGCCCCUACAUCCCAUAGUAGCAGACUGGAAUGAAGAUAUGAAAGCAAUUAAAAUGCUGAAGAAGGCAUUGAUGAAGAAGAAAAUAGUGAUUAAGAAGGGCGAACUAUGACUCACUGAAGAAUCCGGUGGUAGGUAUUUAACAAGAGUAGGUAAACUGUGGUUAAUGGACACCCUCAUACUAAGCAGGCUCUCCAGCGGGAGGCUUUAGUAUGUGACGAGAAACCGCGUUCUGACUGGGAUAGUUGGUUAUCAUAGGAGCCUGGAGCUUGCUAUGUUAGAAUUGACCUUGUUUCAAACUGUCCCCUGAGAAAUGGAAACUCAGUCCCCUCGCUGGCAGCACCGCACCACCCUGGGCCAGGAGAAGACUACUGGAUGCGCCUCGGAUCCAGGUUUCUGCAGGCCCUGGACAAACGAGAAACAAAUCUGGUUAGUAGUGGGGUGUGGAGUAGGAAUUUGUAUUGCUUCCUAAUUAAAGGAAGCUUGACAUUCUAGGUCUGGGGGUUAGAGUGUCUUUCGGGAAACACCAAGCGUAUUGUGGGCAUUCUGGUUGUGCUGCCUUCACAGAAAAACUCAGUGGUUAUGAAGCAAAUGUGUUCACGGUGAGGACAGUCUUGCUCAUCACUUUCACUUGCUUCAUUGUGUAACAUGAUCAAAAUGACUUGAUUUCCCCCCUUAACAAUGUCCUUUUCAUUUAAACCAAAGGUGAAGCCAGUGUACUUUCUCAGUGAGUUCUCUGCAUAAGGACUAAACAUUGGGACCAGGUAAAAAGGUCAUCUACUCUAUUGUGGAAAUUGGUUAUGUUAUACUUUUGAAAAAUGGAGCAAGGGAGAAACUAUACUGUUGCAAUAUGAGCUUGCCAUUGGGCCUUCCAUAGGGAAAGCUGUGACUACUCUGAAGUGGAACUUAGUGCUAGAUCCUUACAGGGUAAGUGAUAAACCUUUUCCAGUUCAUUUCUCUCAGAGGUGAUCCCUCUAGUCCUCAGCCUUACUCCAUCCCAGGUUUAGUAGCAUUUUGAGCCACAAGGCCCAGGUGACUGAUAGCUUAAUACAUUGUUCCAUUUCUCUGUCUGAGAAGCCAUGGUCAUGCUGUGGUAACUAUGGUUUCUAAAGUUGUACCUAAGGAGCCUGUCACAUUUUCUGUUGAAUCAUGGUUUUUAAAUUUGCUUUUUCUUUUUAAAACAAAUAUUCCUUCUGAUAUGGACUUGAAAAUUAGCGUAUGGUAACCUGUGUAGAAAACUUACACAGUACCAACUAACAUGCAGCCAUAUAGCUUAAUUUUUUUUUUUU